GACAAGAAAGAGAGAGAGGGGGGGAAAUAGGUGGAGAGAUUACUUCAUCUGUAUAAAACCAGAGUAUAAAUACGAGUGCCCAAGAAUCGUUGCUCUCUUUGUAUUCAGCAGAGCAAUACGACUACAUUGGGAGAUGGCCACUGCAGGGAAGGUGAUUAAAUGCCGGGCUGCCGUUGCCUGGGAGCCCAAUGCUCCCCUGGUGAUAGAGGAAAUAGAGGUGGCGCCACCACAGGAAGGAGAAAUCCGAAUUAAGGUUAUCGCUACAGGUGUGUGUCACACUGAUCUUUAUCACCUGUUUGAGAGCCAGCAGAAGAAGGGAUUCCCCACUGUGCUGGGUCACGAAGGGGCCGGUUUGGUGGAGAGUGUGGGGCCUGGAGUCACCGACUUCAAACCAGGUGAUAAAGUCAUUCCGCUCUUCAUCUCUCAGUGUGGAGAAUGCAGGUUCUGCAAGCAUCCAAAAACAAACCAUUGUGAUCGCAACUGGUCAAGCAAGCGCUAUGAUGUGAUGUCUGAUCCCACCUCCCGGUUCACCUGCCGCGGUAAACCCAUCCUGCAGUUCAUGGGCACAAGCACCUUCUCUGAGUACACUGUCCUGAAUCAGAUCGCCGUGACAAAGAUCCGUGAUGAUGCCCCGCUCAACCGCGUGUGUCUGCUCGCCUGUGGCAUCUCUACUGGCUAUGGAGCUGCUAUCAAUACAGCUGGGGUCACGCCGGGCUCCGUGUGUGCAGUAUUCGGGAUGGGUGCGGUAGGCCUGGCCGCCGUCAUGGGAUGUAAAAAUGCAGGAGCCUCUCGGAUCUUUGCUGUGGAUAUCAACGAACAGAAGUUUGAGAAGGCAAAGGUCUUCGGUGCCACUGAUUUUGUGAAUCCGAAAGCGUAUGAUAAACCAGUCAGCGUGGUACUCGCAGAGAUGACCAAUGGAGGGGUGGACUUCUCUCUGGAGUGUGUGGGCAACACGGACGUAAUGAGGAGUGCAUUGGAGUCGUGUGUUAAAGGUUGGGGUGUGAGUGUUCUGGUCGGGUGGACUGACAUGUCCGACUUUUCUGCACGACCAAUUCAGCUCAUAUCUGGGAAGACUUGGAAGGGUUCUCUGUUUGGAGGUUUUAAGAGCAAGGACUCCGUUCCAAAUCUUGUUCAUGACUACAUGUCUGGCAAAAUAAAGCUUGAUGAGUUUAUAACCCACAACAUGAGUCUGGAGCAGGUCAAUGAUGCCAUCAAACUUAUGAAGACUGGAGAAUGCAUUCGGACCAUCCUGAAUAUAUCCAAAUGAGAGGCAAAUCUUUAUUUGGCCAGUUUUUGAAGUUCAUUGCCUUGUCCCUGUUUACAAUGUGUAACAGCAAGGUUCAAAGAACAUUUAUUUUUAUUGCAUAAUCUGGCCAAGUGCUCUACAGAGUAUGUUAAACUGCUUUGAAUAAAGAUACAUAUCAGCAAAUUUAAACGACUAUAGUGCAUUAUAAUCAAGCACAUUUUACAGUAUAUCCACUUACUACAUACAGUUAAUAUUGGCAUGUAAAUGUUAAUUUUUAACAACAAAAAAUAACAAUUUGAAGAGUCUUUCUGAGAACAGCAGGAAAUCUUUUGCAAAUAAAAAACUAGCUUCUAAAUCA
Molecule: messenger RNA, 1604 nt
Organism: Triplophysa dalaica
Lineage: Eukaryota; Metazoa; Chordata; Actinopteri; Cypriniformes; Nemacheilidae
Product: alcohol dehydrogenase 1-like
Exons: 9
Coding region: 134-1267 (377 amino acids)
Biological process (GO): formaldehyde catabolic process
Cellular component (GO): cytosol
Molecular function (GO): zinc ion binding; S-(hydroxymethyl)glutathione dehydrogenase [NAD(P)+] activity
Source: RefSeq, a predicted model, not a curated record